GGCCACUAUCAGCUGCGUUCACACCUCUGGCUGUACAUUCAGUCGCAAGCUUCGUACACGAGCUGUUGCUGUAACUGUACAUUGGAAGGAAAGAGACCACAUUGCAUGAGAUGGACAAAGACAAUCGAGACGACGUCACCUUUGCGAAACUCAGCGAUCUGAAGCUGCUGAUCACAUUCUGCAUAUCACAACUUGAGGGCACGGGUAAGCUUCGUUCGUAUACGGAACUCCUGGAAAACCAGAGUUGCGUUUGCACGACGUGGAACAGUCACCUGCACAAUAAGAAGCUUCCAACCCAGAAAAAAGUUCGAAACAAGAAGGUCCUGAGACUUUCUCGAACUCACUGUCGUUUUUGGUGACAGCAAGCCGACAAAAAUGACCUAAGCCGGAUUUAGGUUUUGCUGAUGCUUUAACCGCUUAUCACACAGCUGAAGGGAACUCUCCGACCUCUGCGUUACCUUUCAACUGGUCGU
Molecule: messenger RNA, 473 nt
Organism: Laetiporus sulphureus 93-53
Lineage: Eukaryota; Fungi; Basidiomycota; Agaricomycetes; Polyporales; Laetiporaceae
Exons: 3
Coding region: 111-359 (82 amino acids)
Source: RefSeq, a predicted model, not a curated record